Xenopus tropicalis (tropical clawed frog) is the source of this 2582-nucleotide messenger RNA. It is a transcript of the gene cldn8.2, whose product is annotated as claudin 8, gene 2. Bases 147 to 827 code for a protein of 226 amino acids. Gene Ontology annotation, cellular component: bicellular tight junction; plasma membrane; membrane. The record is from RefSeq and is a predicted model, not a curated record. Gene Ontology annotation, molecular function: structural molecule activity. The transcript has a single exon. Lineage: Eukaryota; Metazoa; Chordata; Amphibia; Anura; Pipidae.
AAAUUCCAACCAGCCUUUACUGGGUUUCACUUGGUCGCAGGUGUUUAAGAACUAAGAGUCACUUUCUUCAGCGGAGAGUAAGAGUUCAGUUUGCUGCACAUACAGGACUGAUCCCUGUACUGCUGAGCUCCAUCCGGGAAGACAAUAUGGUUUUGCAACUUGUUGGUCUGGUGUUGGGAGGCCUUGGCUUGAUAGGAACUUGUGCUGUCACCGGCAUGCCCCAAUGGAGAGUGACUGCCUUCAUCGAUAACAACAUUGUGGUGUUUGAGGCACAGUGGGAAGGAUUGUGGAUGAACUGCAUCAGGCAAGCCAACAUCAGGAUGCAAUGCAAGGUAUAUGAUUCACUGUUGGCACUGACACCUGACUUGCAGGCUGGCAGAGCACUGAUGUGUGUGGCUAUAUGCUUGACAUUCCUUGCUUUCAUUAUCGCCGUCAUUGGCAUGAAAUGCACCGUAUGUGCUGGAGAUAAUACAAGAACAAAAGGGAUUAUACUUCUGGUAGCUGGCAUAACAUUCAUCAUUUCUGGGAUUGUGGUUCUGAUUCCAGUAUCCUGGACUGGUAAUCGGAUAAUCAGGGACUUCUACAAUCCUCUUGUUCUUUCAUCGCAGAAGAGAGAACUGGGUGAUGCGCUGUACAUUGGGUGGACCACAGCAUUGCUUCUAAUUAUUGGAGGGCUAAUCCUUUGCUGUUCCUUCCGCAGCGGUGAAAAAGAAGUCAAAUACAGCCUGCCUCCUAAAUCAGUAACCAGUGCUCCACCGCCUAAAUCAGCCAUCAGUGUUCCAAUACGGAAGCCAUCAAGCCUCUACUCCAAAAGCCAAUAUGUGUAGAAAGGGCUACUUGGCACAGAUAUCAGUGGCCACCUGCAAAGAGAUCCACUGCAAGUAAAUAUUGCAAAGGACUGACAUGGUUCUUGUAGUGACCUCUGCUUGUGUGGACAUUUUGGUUAAGGGCAUUCCUACUCUUUUGCCAUUUGUCUUAUGAUUUACUGUCCUGUUCCUGUUUUCCACCUCCUGCCUAAGCUGAGAGCAAGUAAGGAGCAGGCCAGUCUUACCUGCCUUGUUAUAAUAAAUGUACCAGAAGUACAACUGCUUCACCUGAACUAACACAGCAGAAUCAUUUAACCCACUGCUAUCCAAGCAGUUUAUUUCGGUUCUGACAACUGAAGCCCUUUGACUGCAGAAUGGGAGAGUAAAAUAUGGAGCCUUUCAAAGACUGUGAACAUUGGCCACUGUAGAGUGACUUUAUUGUGUCCUAUUAAGGGACUGAAAUAAUACAGGACUUAAGUUUGUGCGAGAUUUAGGGAUUGUACUUGUGGUUUGGUGGAGCAGAUGCCAAGAAUCAUUAGCUUAUGAACAUUUGUAACUAACAGAAUUUAGAAGGAUUUUAUUGGGUUAUAUUGACGUGCAAGUGACAAUGGUGUCGGAGGAAGAUUGACUGUAGAAGAAAAAGUGGCUUCACUGACAUUACUGGGGCACCAUGGGCCCCCGUGCAAGAACUGCAUCCGAGCACCCCCAGUUUCCCCCCCUCACACCGGGAAAUGUGCCAGAUGUCCACUCUGUUAGAUUUUCUUGUAGUGUACACAUCACCUUUGACGGCUUCUACUGGGGGAGUGGGCCAGGGUGCAACUGCACCCACUGCCCCCUGAAUAGUUACACCACUGAGCGGCUUUAACUCAACUCUUGAUCUUCAGUACAAUUGUAAGCUCUGAGGGUAACCUACAAAAUCAAGCCAUCACAUGGGAAUGGCCAAUGAAUAUCUGCGGCAGGGCAGGGCUUAAGCAGGCUCUAUGUAUAAAUGUACAUGCUUAUAUAACUCAUUAUGUCAUUCAAUAAUAAAUACUUCAAGGCACCCAUUACUGCAGCUGCCAAUGUUCUCUGUUAAUAGAGUUUAUACUUUUACUAUUCUUCCUGAAACACAGUGUAUACAGCAUAAACAGUCAUACUAUUUCUGAUCUUAGGUGUGUCAGAGCUACCAUAUUUUUGGUCUCAGCUGAGACAUUAUCCAUCAACAGAUAUAAGGACAGCAGCAAAUACAGCUUACGGAGGAGGGUAUUGUUUUAAAAAAAAUAGAGCAGUCCUUUAAAAUAAGAAUCCAAGUCCGGCUUGGGACUCCUCCAGUUACAUGGGAGUAGGAGAAACAAUAGGUUACCUGAAAGCAGUUCUAAUGACAGUAUCCCUUUAAAGGUAACUGUUUUACAUUUUAAAUGUUGUCCAGAUUGACAUGUUUUCUUUACAAAUGCUUUAUAUUGAUUAAUUAAAAGGAAACUAUCCAAGACGUAUCACCACAUUCCUACUGAAUGGAGCCCUUGCGUGUUCAUGUAUACAAUACUGUUUUGAAAUAUCUAGACAUCCAGUUAAGAUAAAUACAGUCAGUCUUACAAUCAUGUUAUGUUUUUUGGAAGGGGGGGAAAUUUCCUAUAUUUCUAUGUAAAUGUAAUGUUUUUUUUUUUAUGGUAACCAUCACUGUGGCAGGGACUGAUGUGAAAGAGAAUGGGAAAGAAAUUAUCUCUGUUAAGUUGUCUGUAAAUGUGUUGGAACUGUAUAAAUAAAGAAUAAUAAAUAAUUACAACCUUAGUGAUCUUA